This is a messenger RNA of Salvelinus sp. IW2-2015, 715 nucleotides long. The record is from RefSeq and is a predicted model, not a curated record. NCBI's taxonomy places the organism in Eukaryota, Metazoa, Chordata, Actinopteri, Salmoniformes, Salmonidae.
GAGAGAUGUCUCGUUUUCACUUUCUCCUUUUCGCUUUAAAGCUUGUCGGGUGAUUCUACAUGAAGCAGAUUAAUGGGGGGAAAUAAAAAAACUAUGCACCACCGACCACCGUGCAUUCCCAGCGCUGCUUCUUGUUAGCGCGGACGCAAGGUAUUUCCCGGUUGAUUAUCGGAUAGUGUCAGUAGUAGCCUGUGACCGGAGCUGCUGCUGCUGGUGUCUCGACUACAAGCCUGCUCCUGGUGUGGAUAUGACUUCCUGGCUACGUAAAUACGACAAUCCUGUGCUGCUCUUCCUGCUUUUGGCCGCUAACAUCACCAGCGGGAGCUCUCGUUCCGGUGAGAGUGUGUGUUCGUCUCCUCCUGUCUCAUCAUGUUCAGAGUGCCUCCGACGCGGACCACGGUGUGCUUGGUGCUUUCAGGAGGGUUUCCUGGAUGGAGCUGAGGUGGGAGAGCGCUGUGACCUGGCAGUGACCCUGACCAGGAGAGGGUGUGGCCUAGAAUUCAUAGAGAAUCCAGAGGUCAUGGUGGAGGUCAACCCUACGACCAGCAGAACCCAGGUUUCACCUGGAGAGAUCACACUCACACUCCGACCAGGUGCUGAGGCCAGUGUGGUAGUAGCAGUCCAGCAGUUAGAGAGGUAUCCUGUUGAUCUGUACUACCUGGUGGACGUAUCAGCAUCCAUGCAGGACAACCUGGACCUGGUGAGUGACUYCUGA